AUGACUUCCACAUUACCAACUGAUAGGAAUGAAGAACGUAGGCGCAGGGUGCUACUUGGACCACUUCCUGCUGGAUUCCUCCGAGCAGAUGGCACAGCUGAAAAUGUUGAUGCGGAUUAUCAAGCUGCCCUUGCUUUGCAACAACAACUAUGUGGAGCAACGGUGCCAGCUGCAGGUCCGCCGUUGACUGCUAGACUCAGCAUCACAAUCGUUCAGGCAAAACUGUCUAAAAAUUAUGGUCUCACCCGCAUGGACCCGUACGUACGCCUUCGCGUUGGACAUUGCAUAUACGAGACCCACACGGACCCCAGCGGCGGAAGAACGCCGCGAUGGAACAAAGUAAUUCAUUGCCUCCUCCCGCCGGGUGUGAACUCCAUCUACCUGGAGAUAUUCGACGAGUGCUCCUUCACUAUGGACGAAUUAAUCGCCUGGACGCAUAUUAACAUACCACAGGCGGUGCUGAAUGGUGAAACCCACGAGAACUGGUAUCCAUUGAAUGGCAAACAAGGCGAUGGAAAGGAAGGCAUGAUCAAUUUGGUGCUUAGCUACUCUGUGGGCCCGGCAGCGGUGGCGACGUUCCCGCCGAUUAUGGUGGUGCCGAGCACAGGCAUGGGCUACGCGGCCAUGCCCGUGUACCCCGCGCCGCACCCCGCGCCCCUGCAGCACCCCGCGCCGCACCAGCACCCCGCGCCGCACCAGCACGUUUCCGCGGAACAAUUGCAGCAGAUUGAGGAGAUGUUCCCGAGCAUCGACAAAGACGUGAUCAAGUCUGUACUGGAAGCGAACCGCGGCAACAAGGACGCGGCUAUUAAUUCCUUACUGCAGAUGUCCGAGUAA
Molecule: messenger RNA, 837 nt
Organism: Parnassius apollo (apollo)
Lineage: Eukaryota; Metazoa; Arthropoda; Insecta; Lepidoptera; Papilionidae
Source: the annotation of a GenBank genome assembly